This is a messenger RNA of Mercenaria mercenaria, 2080 nucleotides long. RefSeq lists its product as uncharacterized. Gene Ontology annotation, molecular function: calcium ion binding; cadherin binding. The record is from RefSeq and is a predicted model, not a curated record. Gene Ontology annotation, cellular component: membrane; catenin complex. Bases 1 to 1068 code for a protein of 355 amino acids. Gene Ontology annotation, biological process: homophilic cell-cell adhesion. The transcript has 5 exons. Lineage: Eukaryota; Metazoa; Mollusca; Bivalvia; Venerida; Veneridae.
AUGACCUCACUGCAGACCUCCAAAGCUGCUCAACCUGGUGGUGGUGUGGGUGGGGGUGGAGAAAGAGGUGAACUUUCCUGGACAAAACCAAAUACAGACAAUGGAGAAGCGAGCGUAACAGUGCUUGAAAGCGUAGCUACAGUUACCUCGACAGGUAUAGAAUUAGAGGUCUCGGGUGCGACUGGAACAGUUACGUAUACAAUCACAGACCAGCCAAAUCAAAAUCAGUUUGGAAUAGGCGACGGGACCAAUUCUAAAGUAAUAAGUUUAGCAACAGGGACGCUUGACUAUGAUACGUCUCCAAUUCCAAGCUAUGUUGUUACAGUAGAAGCAGUGGAGGGAGGCACUGCGAAUACUGCGACAGUCACUAUAACAAUCAAUAUUGGUGACGUCAACGAUAUCUCUCCAGUAUUUGCAGAAACCACUUACCAGUUCACGAUUCCUGAUGGAUCGGAUAUAGGCACAACAUUAGGUAUGGUUACAGCAACUGAUAAUGAUGGCACACAGGCCAACAAUGUCAUCGACUCAUAUGACUUUACUGCGGGAAACACAAAUGAAGAUUUUGCAGUUAGUGAUGCAGGGCAGAUAACCAUGGCCAAGGCAAUAGACAAGGCAAGAACAGCUAGCUACGAGUUGAUUAUAACAGCGACAGAUAGUGGUAAUCCUGCUAUGACUGGCACAACAACGGUUAGCGUGACUGUUGGAGAAGAUGAGGGCAACGGUGAAGGGGGAGACAAUGGAAACGGCGGAAGUACAGGUGGUGGAGAUGGUGGUGGCGGAGAUAAUGGUAACGGUGGAGAUACAGGUGGUGGAGAUAACGGUAACGGCGGAGGUACAGGUGGUGGAGAUGGUGGUGAUGGAGAUAACGGUAACGGUGGAGGUACAGGUGGUGGAGAUGGGGGUGGCGGAGAUAAUGGUAACGGUGGAGAUACAGGUGGUGGAGAUGGAAAUGAUGGCGGAAAUGGAGAUGGGGGAGAUAAUGGGAAAAGUGGAGCCACAGCUGUUUUUGCAAACAUCGUGUUUGUUCUCUUAACAGAUUUUAUAGUGGUUGUUCUUAUCGGUGUUUAAUGGAAAACAGAAAACGCACAAUAGAUUCUAUUAAUCAGAACUGCUACAUAGACUUCUGUUCUCAACAGAAUCUUGUUAAAACAUCAUGUUGUGAAUAGAACUACACAAAAAGUGAAAUUUAAAUUCAAAGUGGCAUUUUCUUUUGUUUCUCAUUUUAGAAUUCCGGGUAUUUAUUUUUGUCAGGAGUUAAUUAUUGUCACUUUCUGAUCCAGUUUGUAUAUCGGAUUAGUAAACGUCGAGUAUGGCUUUCAAUUGCCGCACCACAGACUUUCCCCCAAUAUAUAGAUUUUCGUGGCAAGGUUUAUUAUCUGGUCAUCAGCAAAACCACAUAAGUGUAGUGUUGUAAUAUUAUAUAAACUAAAUAAAGUUUAAAUUUCACGUUUUCUCAUUUUGAAAUGUUAGAAAACAUUGUGGACUCCAUAGUUCUCUUAUAAAUUCAUUAUUGUCUAGCUCACAGCAUUUGCUUAUGACUUAUUAUGUAAUCAGAUAAACACAUGUAAUACGUAAUUAUCACUCUAAAGUUGGGGUAUAAUAUUCCUCAACAUAAUAAUAGUAUUUUUGUACGACAGUAGAAUUCAACCUAUGAAAUCAAUUGUAUUUCAUACCAAAUUGCUGAAAUCGUAAAAAGUCACUAGAGCUCUUUUCUAAUACAUGUCUGACAUUAUAUUUGAAUUUGAUGUUUUUAUUUCUAGGUCUGUUAACAGAAAUACAUUUGUUUCAUUUCAGAUAUAUUUACUGAUAAAGACUUAUAUAAACUGUAUUUCCUGGCACCAUCUAACAUGUAUUUGGAUAGAACAGAGGCAUUUAUGAUAUGUAUAUGUACAUUGACCUGUGGUCUGUUCUCUUCAAAUGCAUGUAUUGGUAUCUUUUGUCUUAAAUAAUCUAAUACUACUAGGAGUCAAUAUACUGAAUUAUCUAUACAGAAUUUUAUUAUUUCAUAAAUACACUAAGCCUAAUGCAAAGAAAUUACAGACUAUUUCACAUUGUUGAUGUAAUAAAGUUUUAUCUUUUA